Molecule: messenger RNA, 2232 nt
Organism: Naegleria fowleri
Lineage: Eukaryota; Heterolobosea; Eutetramitea; Acrasida; Naegleriidae
Exons: 1
Coding region: 1-2232 (743 amino acids)
Molecular function (GO): protein binding
Source: RefSeq, a predicted model, not a curated record
AUGAUCAGUAGCAGCAGUAACAACAAUUCCUCAUCAUCAUCGUCUUCUUCAUCCUCCUCCUCCUCCUCAUCGGAAAAAGUAUCUGUUACAUUCAAUAUUUUAAGCAAGAAAACAAAAUGUACAUUAGAAUUGGAUGGGAAUACUACUAUUGGAAGAAUUAAACAAGAAUUACAAUCUGAUUUUCAAAUACCUGCAUCAAGAACCAAAAUUAUAAAUUCGGGAAAGAUUUUGGCUGAUGAUGUUGUAUUAUCAUCUCUCAAAAGAAAGAAUAUUGUAUUCUUGGUGAUGGGUAGUAAGCCUUCUUCCGAGUUAUCACAAUUGGUCGUGGAGGAUUGUAUUGCUGCGUCGUUGGGGUUUCUUACAUUGGAGGAGAUCCAAAAUUGUAGAUUAGUAUCACGAUCAUGGAAUGUUAUGUGUCUCAAGGGAAGUGUAAAGAAUAGAGAUCGGUAUACCUUUUUGUCAGACGGGAAAACAUGUUUUGAUUUGCUGCAAAAUAAGACGGCAUAUGUGUUGAGUGAGCCAAUUCAAUCCAUUUAUGAAAUGACUUCUAUACACUCAUCAUACAUCCAUGAUUAUUUUAAUGUAUAUACGGUAUCGGGAGCUGUUAAAAAGAGAGUCUACACAGGAACCGAAAUGGUGUUUAUUGUAAAUAUGAAUGGUAUUGGUGGAACAAGUGAUGUAUUUCAAGCUAUUGAUGUUCCAACAGGAUCUGCUAUUUUACGUUUCAGUGAGCAUACGUUUAGUGACAUUAAGCCUAUUGGUGUAAAGAUGAAGCAGGAGAGAGCAUUUGCAACAUUCCGUCGAGAACUAUUAUUGAAAAAAGACAAAGAAAGAAGAGACAAGCUGAGACAUGAUUUCAAUGAGCAAAUGAAACUUCAAAAAACGGCUGUCAACUCUAUGGAAUGGCAACAAAAACUCAUCCUUUUACAAAAUGAAGCUAAUGAUACCAGGAAAUUUGAGGAGUCACCUGAAUUCCAGCAUCUUGUUGAAGUGGAGAAGAAAAAGUUUUUCGCAGACACUCUAAUUUUUGCAUUUUAUGAUCACUCAACGAAGAAUAUUAUUUUAGAAUUUGGCAAUUAUAUUGUCAGCAUAGAUCCUAAAACAGGAAAUUGCAAGAAUCAUGUUACAUUGCUAUCCACGACACAAAAAGAAGAAAUUAUUGAAGAAGCAGUGACACCGAUCCUUCCAUUAGAGAAAUACUACAUUUUAAAAACACAAAGCAACAAUGUCAUGCUACUUGAUAGACAAACCCUUAAAAUAGUAUUCGUUCUGAAGGAUAUGACCGAUAUUGCAAAUUUCAUUUGUCCCAUCAAAACUGAAGAAGAUUUAUAUAUUUUAGCAGAGAGUUCAAAUGGCUCGUAUUCGCUGUGGACGACUACAGGUCAAAAUGUGAUCAAUUUUCCAAAUGAAUCGCUUCACGUGACACAUCACAACAUAUUUGCCGGCUCCUCUGUAUUUGAUAUCGAUGAAUUGAAGACUACCUUCUCAGGAUUUGACAGAGAUAAGAAUUACCUCGCUAACGGCACUCCCCUAGUGAUUUUCGAAGAUAAGGAAUUUUCUCUUGGAGGAUUUAUACACUUGUCAAAGUUUGGAAAAAUCGAGAAGCAAUAUUCCUUUGGGGCAGUGGAAGAAAUAACGCGUUGUGCGUGUUUUAAAUCGGUGGCUGUAAAUGUGGAAUAUGAACGUCACUUUAGAGCUCGAGAAAAAGUGGUGGAAGCAAAACUUUUACCAUCCAUCCAAUGGUCUGUACCGAUUGCUAUACCGUAUUCUCUUCUUUCUUCCAUGCCCAGAUCAUUUUACUUGUAUGGAGAUUAUUUGUAUUUUGUUUGUGCCAUUCCAUCUAGUAAGCGAAAAGCUUCCAUAAGGGAAGAGAGAAAUGAUAAUGACGAGGAAGAAGAUUCUGAAAACGAUGUCACUGAACAAGACGAAGAAGAGGAAGAAUUGGAAACUUCCCCUCCCAGUAGCAGCUCAGAAAAAUUCCUCAUCUAUUGCGUAGAUAUAAAGGCAGGUACCAUGGUUUGGAAAGAUGAAAGAUUCUCAGCUGCCAAUUCCAAAACAACCUCCAUUGAGGUUUUCCCAAGAGCUAAUUCUCUCUUUACCUUCUUCCAUACCACCUCAGGUACUGUUUUAAUGGUUCACAUUCUAAAUACUGGAACCCUAACAUUCAAGACAAUUCAAUCUUCGAACGAUGAUCGAAUGUCUCUUGAUCACAAACAAUUGAUAUUGUCUUAA